Messenger RNA from Cuscuta campestris, 2960 nucleotides. NCBI's taxonomy places the organism in Eukaryota, Viridiplantae, Streptophyta, Magnoliopsida, Solanales, Convolvulaceae. The record is from the annotation of a GenBank genome assembly.
CGUCAAACAGAUCCGCCUUCUUCCUUCUUAUUAUCAUCACUCCCUAAAUCGAAGGAAACCUCUCUGAGAGAAAAAAGGAUCUCUGCUAGCCGAAGAACACGCACAUCACGCACCAUGGGGAGUAACGAAGCCGAAUCUUCGAACUCGAAAGGGACGAAGAGAGAUUUUAGCACUGCGAUUCUGGAGAAGAAGAAGUCUCCUAAUCGGCUCAUUGUGGAUGAGGCGAUCAACGACGACAACUCCGUAGUGGCUCUUCACCCUAACACUAUGGAGAAGCUCCAGCUCUUCCGCGGUGACACUAUUUUGAUCAAGGGUAAGAAAAGAAAGGAUACAAUCUGUGUUUCCCUUGUUGAUGACACAUGUGAAGAACCUAAGAUUAGGAUGAACAAGGUUGUUAGGAACAAUCUCAGAGUCAGGCUUGGAGAUGUUGUUUCUGUCCACCAGUGUCCUGAUGUCAAGUAUGGUAAACGUGUGCACAUUCUUCCCGUGGACGAUACAGUUGAAGGAGUUACUGGGAAUCUCUUUGAUGUUUACUUGAAACCAUAUUUCCUUGAGUCCUACAGGCCAGUGAGGAAGGGUGACCUCUUCCUUGUCAGGGGUGGGAUGAGGAGUGUUGAGUUCAAAAUCAUUGAGACUGACCCCGGGGAAUACUGUGUUGUCGCCCCUGACACUGAAAUAUUCUGUGAGGGUGAACCUAUAAGAAGGGAAGAUGAGGACCGGUUGGACGAGAUUGGUUAUGAUGAUGUCGGUGGGGUCCGUAGACAGAUGGCUCAGAUAAGGGAACUCGUUGAGCUACCAUUAAGGCAUCCACAGCUCUUCAAGUCAAUUGGAGUUAAGCCCCCAAAAGGAAUCCUUCUAUACGGGCCUCCCGGGUCGGGAAAGACUCUAAUAGCUAGGGCAGUUGCGAAUGAGACUGGUGCAUUCUUCUUUUGCAUUAACGGGCCAGAAAUAAUGUCAAAACUCGCGGGAGAAAGCGAAAGCAAUCUUAGGAAAGCGUUUGAGGAAGCUGAGAAGAACGCACCCUCAAUCAUUUUUAUUGAUGAGAUUGAUUCUAUUGCUCCCAAACGUGAGAAGACGAAUGGGGAAGUUGAAAGGAGGAUUGUUUCUCAGCUAUUGACACUUAUGGAUGGGCUGAAAUCCCGUGCACAUGUCAUCGUCAUGGGGGCCACCAACAGGCCCAAUAGCAUUGAUCCCGCUCUGAGGCGGUUUGGGAGAUUUGAUAGGGAAAUUGACAUUGGUGUCCCCGAUGAAGUUGGACGUCUUGAGGUUCUUAGGAUACAUACCAAGAACAUGAAGCUUGCGGAAGAUGUUGAUUUGGAAAAAAUUGGGAAGGGAACACAUGGUUAUGUUGGUGCAGAUUUAGCAGCAUUGUGUACUGAGGCGGCUCUUCAGUGCAUCAGAGAGAAGAUGGAUGUGAUUGAUUUGGAAGAUGAAACCAUAGAUGCAGAAAUUCUGAACUCAAUGGCUGUUACCAAUGAACAUUUCCAAACUGCUCUUGGAACCAGCAACCCCUCUGCGUUGCGCGAAACUGUUGUUGAGGUUCCAACUACCUCCUGGGAAGAUAUUGGUGGUCUGGAAAAUGUCAAGCGGGAACUCCAAGAGACUGUGCAAUAUCCAGUGGAGCAUCCGGAGAAGUUUGAGAAGUUUGGAAUGUCUCCCUCAAAGGGUGUCUUGUUCUAUGGCCCACCAGGGUGCGGGAAAACUCUCUUGGCGAAGGCUAUUGCCAAUGAAUGUCAGGCAAAUUUCAUCAGCAUCAAAGGUCCGGAACUGCUCACUAUGUGGUUUGGGGAGAGUGAGGCCAACGUUAGAGAGAUCUUCGACAAGCAUCCGGAGAAGUUUGAGAAGUUUGGAAUGUCUCCCUCAAAGGGUGUCUUGUUCUAUGGCCCACCAGGGUGCGGGAAAACUCUCUUGGCGAAGGCUAUUGCCAAUGAAUGUCAGGCAAAUUUCAUCAGCAUCAAAGGUCCGGAACUGCUCACUAUGUGGUUUGGGGAGAGUGAGGCCAACGUUAGAGAGAUCUUCGACAAGGCUCGCCAAUCUGCUCCUUGUGUCCUAUUCUUUGAUGAACUGGACUCAAUUGCCACACAGAGAGGAUCUUCGUCAGGAGAUGCUGGUGGGGCUGCAGACCGGGUUUUGAAUCAACUCCUCACAGAAAUGGACGGAAUGAAUGCGAAGAAGACAGUUUUCAUAAUCGGUGCCACAAACAGGCCCGACAUAAUCGACCCCGCCCUUCUUCGUCCUGGUCGUCUGGACCAGCUGAUUUACAUUCCUCUCCCUGAUCAAGAAUCUCGUCUCCAGAUUUUCAAGUCCUGCCUGAGGAAGUCUCCAGUCUCCAAGGAUGUUGAUCUAAGAGCUCUUGCCCAAUACACUCAAGGCUUCAGUGGAGCUGACAUUACAGAAAUCUGCCAGCGUUCUUGCAAAUAUGCCAUUAGAGAGAACAUCGAAAAGGACCUUGAGAGGGAAAGGAAGAGGAGGGAGAAUCCGGAGGCUAUGGAGGAGGACGUGGAGGACGAGGUGGCGGAGAUAAAGGCCGCUCACUUUGAAGAAUCAAUGAAGUACGCGCGGCGGAGCGUGAGCGAUGCUGAUAUCAGAAAGUACCAAGCCUUCGCUCAAACUCUGCAGCAGUCUCGGGGCUUCGGCACCGAGUUCAAGUUCUCAGAUGCCGCCCCAGCGGCGGCGGCACCGGCCGCCGACCCUUUUGCAACUUCAGCCGCCGGAGGGGCUGAUGAUGAUGACCUAUACAGUUGAAGAUUUUUCAUCGUUUGCGCCAUUGCUUCUUCUUCUUUUACACAAUUAUUGAACCAGUUUGUGUUUUAUUUUGCUGGGCUUUCUUAUCUUUUGCUUUUCUGCAAUUGUAAUUCAUUUUAAAACAGUUAAGUUAACAUUGUUUAAAAAUGUUUUAGAGUUUAUACUUGAGAAAGUACUGUAUGUUUCAAAACAGCUGUAAUCUAUUUUCUGCAAUU